Molecule: messenger RNA, 2124 nt
Organism: Neurospora tetraspora
Lineage: Eukaryota; Fungi; Ascomycota; Sordariomycetes; Sordariales; Sordariaceae
Product: biotin-protein ligase
Exons: 4
Coding region: 1-2124 (707 amino acids)
Biological process (GO): protein modification process
Cellular component (GO): cytoplasm
Molecular function (GO): biotin--[biotin carboxyl-carrier protein] ligase activity
Source: RefSeq, a predicted model, not a curated record
AUGGCCACCGCUCCAAAGACUGACCAACGGGUACUCAAUGUCCUGGUCUAUGCAGGAGCGGGAGUAACACCCGAAUCAUCCCGCCAGUGCACCGAGUCCCUGAAGUGUCUGGUCGGAUCCAAUUAUGCUGUUUCUCAGAUCACAGCACACACCUUAAUCACCGAGCCCUGGCCGUCAACUUGUUCUCUGUUGGUGUUCCCUGGUGGCGCCGACCUCCCCUUCUGUCGCGACCUCAACGGCCCCGGCAACCGCGUCAUUAUCGACUACGUCCGCAAGGGAGGAGCUUACUUGGGCUUCUGUGCCGGGGGCUACUAUGGCAGCGCCGAAUGUUGCUUUGAGCUUGACGACCCAAAAUAUGAUGUCAAGGGCCCGAGAGAGCUGGCUUUCUUCCCAGGCACCUGCGGUGGUCCUGCCUUUAAGGGAUUUCACUACCACCGUGAAGUUGGCGCGAGGGCUGCCAAGAUCUCAGUGAGAAAAGAAGCAUUCUCCGGUGCCCAAGCGCCUCCUGAUGUCUUCAAAUCCUACUACAAUGGAGGCGGAGUCUUUAUCGACGCCGAUGAAAUGGAAUCGAACGGGGUCGAAAUCCUUGCCGAUUACGCAGAAGAUAUCGAUUUCCCGUCUGGUAAGACACAGGCCGCUGUGGUAUUCUGCAAGGUUGGCCAGGGCAGGGCCAUACUCACAGGACCACACCCAGAAUUCUCCGGCGCGUCUUUGAAGCCGCACGCUAGUAUCCCAGGUUAUGACAAGCUCAUAGAGGAGGUGACCGUGGACGAAAGUGCACGACUGGAAUUCCUGGCGGCAUGCCUCAGCAAGCUGGGGUUGUCACUCCCUUCCAAGGAAGCAUGGUCUGAUAUUCCCCGACCAACAACGAUGUGGAACAUCUAUUGCCAAAGGGGCCACUUUUUAUCCCUUGUAAACCGCCUCUCGGGGCAAAGUCAUGCGGUCCGAACUGAUGGGAGCAUCUGGCUUGAGAAUAAGUUUGGACUGGAUAUGUUCCAUCUCGAGUGGACUACUGACGGGUCAUGGUCAACGAACUACGACCCACCAAAGUUUGACAAACCUACUUACCGAAUCAAUGUUGGCUCCAAGGUAGCAGGCCAGGGGGUGGACGAGUCAGGAACACACUUUGACUACGACAUCUUCUUCGCCAGCCUGGAUGAAUUUAGAACGCUUGAAUCAAGGCGUGCGGUCAGCACAUGGAAGCAAGCUUUGAGGAAUUAUGACCCAUGGUUUCCGAAGCUGAGCUGGGGCAACCACUUGAUGUAUGGGGAAACUAUCACGAGUACCAAUACUUUGCUCUCAAGCAACCCCCACCUUGUUUCCAGACUAGAGUCCGGCUUCACCUUUACCGCCACUCGCCAGGUGGCGGGCCGUGGCCGGGGCACCAACGUCUGGGUCUCUCCUCCCGGCUGCUUGAUAAUGUCAACGGUCAUCAACCACGCAGCGAGCGUCAUGCCCACACGCCCGUUAGCCUUCGUCAAUUACCUGGCGGCGAUUGCUAUUGUCGAGGCGAUCAAGGGGUACGAUCACGCGAAUGAUGUUUACCAAAAGUUGGACGUCAAGAUCAAGUGGCCCAAUGACAUAUACGUGCGGGAUCCCAGCAAGCCCAACGAGCCAGCCUACGUUAAAGUUGGCGGCAUCCUCGCCCACUGUUCCUACAAUGCUCCGAAUUACCAGAUUAUCCUCGGCAUUGGCAUCAACACGAACAACGCGCAACCUACGACUAGUCUCGAUGCACUUCUCAACUGGACUGCUAGCUUACUAGGAGGAAGUGAUAAGACAUCUCCACCGCCAUUCCAGAUAGAGCGCCUGAUGGCCAGGAUUCUCACCUGCCUUGAGAUUCUCUACGACCACUUCCUGCGGAAGGGGUUCUCGGACGAGCUAGAAGCCUUGUACUACAAACACUGGCUGCACACCAAGCAGAUCGUCACCCUCGAAGAUGAAGACGGCGUCAAGGCCCGUGUGCUGGGCAUCACCAAGGACCAAGGCCUCCUGGUAGCCGAGGAGGUCAUGGAGGACGGCAUCGAACUGAACUCAUGGAAGGGAACGGGCACCCUGUUCCAGUUGCAGAGCGACGAGAACGGGUUCGACUACUGGAAGGGACUGAUCAAGAGGAAGGUCUAG